GGGGUAUAAAAACCACAGCCGUUCCUCACUUCUACGAGGUGUGAGCAUUCAGUUACACACACCUACUGGAUUCAUCUCCGAAUCCCCCCCUCUACCCACGUGAAGCAGUGGCGUGUGUGGGUGCCUCUCUCUUGGCUGAGCAGCGAUGGCUCGUCGUUCGGUGGGGCUGCUGCUGAUGGUGUUGCUGGCCAAGGUGUCAGCUCUUUCACAUUUCUACCCAUAUGGAGUGACAACAGGAGAUUCUGUAAAUCCACAAGUUGAUGAUGGUGGAAGUCCAUCCGUUCCCAUUGCAACCUCCUUUGCGUUCUUUGAAAGAGCGUACCAAGCACUGUUUGUGAACAACAACGGCGUGAUCUCGUUCGAGGUGGCCGUGGCAGAGUUCACCUCGCAGGCGUUUCCGCUGAGCGACGGGCGAGCGUUCAUUUCCCCCUUCUGGGCCGACGUCGACAACCGCCACAAGGGGCAGGUCCUCUACCGAGAGACGACGGACGCUGACCUCUUGCAGAAGGCGACCGAGGACGUGCGCGCCUACUUCGCCGACUUCCAAGACUUUGCGGCCACGUGGGUUUUCAUCGCCACGUGGGACCGUGUGACCUACUACGGAGGAAGCGCCGUCACAUCGGAGAACACCUUCCAGGCUUUGCUUAUCACCAAUGGGACGUCAUCGUUUGCAAUGUUCAACUACGGAGACGUGAGCUGGACUACAGGAACGGCGAGCAAUGGAGUCAAUGGUGUUGGAGGAACUCCCGCUCAGGCUGGGUUUAACAGUGGCGGAUCGACGCACUAUUUCAACAUCCCAGGAUCAAGAACCGCGGACAUAAUUAAUGUAGAAAUGACCAGCAAUGUCAACUAUCCGGGCAGGUGGAUUUUCAGAACUGACGCCUUUAGUGUUGCCGGCGGCUGUUACGCCAACGGGAAAAUGCUCAAGUACGGCGACGUUUACUGGACCGACGGCAGCUGCACCACAAGAUGCAAGUGCGUGGGUGGCGAGACAGCCAACGGCUUGGAGUGCAGUCCCAGGCCGUGCUCCGAUUCGGAGCACUGCGUCCUGCAGGACGGCCUCCAUCAAUGCGCGCCGCAGGAGACGCGAAUCUGCACCGUGUCCGGCGACCCGCACUACAACACCUUCGAUCGUGUCGUCCACCACUUCCAGGGCACGUGCGCCUACACGCUGGCACGCACGUGCCCGAGGGGCAUCCGUGAGGGCCUCGCCACCACCGCCGCCGCCGCGGCCCCCUCCACGGGAACCACGGGAAACGUGGGCACGACGAACGCCGCAGAAGACGCCACGACAGAAAGGUCGACGGAGUUGUCUUCGUUCCACGUGAUCGCCAAGAGCGAGCACCGCGGCAGCAGCACGGUGUCCUGGACCAAGCUGGUGCAGCUCGAGGUGUACGGCUUCACUCUGAUCAUCAACAAGGGAGAUCGUAGCAGAGUCCUCGUCAACGAAGAGCUGACCUCGCUGCCCUUCACGCUGCUCAACGGGCGCAUCAGGGCUUCCCAAAGCGGCUCCUCCGUGGCAAUCUCCACCGACUUUGGCCUCACCGUGACAUACGACGCCGACCACUACGCCACCGUCACCGUUCCCGGCGCCUUCAAGGGCCGCCUGUGCGGAGUCUGCGGCAACUACAACGACAACGAGCGGGACGAGUUCACGAUGCCCAACGGCACCGUGACGACGUCCGUGACGGAGUUCGGCAACAGCUGGGUGCAGGAGGCGGGCUGCGACCAGGUCAUUUUGCCUCCGCCAGCCUGCACCGAGGCCAUGCUCAGCACCUACCAGGGUGACAGCUUCUGUGGGGUCAUCAGCAAUCCCAACGGGCCGUUCGCCGUGUGCGGCACCAUCCUGUCGGCAUUCAACUUCCUAGAGAGCUGCGUGUUCGACAUGUGCGCCACGGGAGGCGACAGGGACGUCCUCUGCCAAUCUCUGAGCGCGUUCGCCAGCGCCUGCCAGGCUCACCGGGCAACCAUUCAAGCGUGGCGACAACAAAUGAAUUGCCCCAUGACGUGCGGCGCCAACACCGCCUACGAGCUGUGCGGCACCGCGUGCCCGGCCACCUGCGGGGAUAGCACGGCGCCCAACUUCUGCACGCGCCCGUGCACCGAGAGCUGCCAGUGCAGCGCGGGCCUCCUGCUCAGUGGCGGCAUGUGCGUGCCCGCCGGCACUGGCUGCGGUUGCAUGCACGACGGGCGCUACCACCACUCGGGCGACACGUGGCUAUCGGACAGCUGCACUGCACGCUGCCGCUGCGACGCGGGCGGCCGCGUCAGCUGCGUCGAGCCGGGGUGCGAGGGUGGCGAGCGGUGCCAGCUGCUGAACGGCACGCUCGGGUGCGCGGCGGGGCGUGUCGGCGCCGAGUGCUCCGCCUACGGGGACCCCCACUACCGCUCGUUUGACGGCCUCGCCUUCGACUUCAUGGGCACCUGCCGCUACGCACUGGCGAGCUCGUGCGGCGCCACCGCCGGCAGCCUCGAGCAGUUCGCCGUGGAGGUGGAGAACGAGAACAGGGAGAGGCUGUGCGUCUCCUGGACUAAGGAGGUCACGGUCAGGGCCUACGGCCAGGAGGUCAAGCUACUGAAGACGUUCACACACAAAGCGCUGGUGAACGGCUUGUACAUGGACCUCCCGAUUUCGCUGGCGGCCGGCAGGCUGCAGGUGUUCCAGAGCGCGAGCGGCACUCUGCUGCUCACCGAAUUCGGCCUCGAAGUCGCCUUCGACGGCAGCCACGUGGCGCGGGUGCGCGUCCCCCAGGAGUACGCGGGGCUCACGUGCGGCCUCUGCGGCGACUAUAACGGCGACCCGCGCGACGACCUCCGCCUGCCCGGCGGCGGGGUCGCAGGCGGCGUCGUCGAGUUCGCCAAGGCGUGGAGGGUCGCUGGGGGAGAAGUGGCCUGCAGGGACGACGUCGCAGAACCGUGCUCGGCCGGUGGGGAUAACGACGGCAGCAGCGAGCCCCAGUAUGGCAGCGACGGCCACUGCGGCGUCCUCCUGCGAGCGGAUGGGCCUUUCGCGGCAUGCCACAGCCUCGUGAACGUCACGGAGUACUUCAAGGAUUGCGUUCUGGACGUGGGCGUCACGCAGGGUAGCGCGCAGGUGCUGUGCCGAGCGCUCGAGGGCUACGUGGAGGCCUGCCAGGCCGCCGCGGGCACUGUGGCGGCAUGGAGGAACAGCACUUUUUGCCCAAAACAAUGCGGAGCAAACAGCCACUAUGAGGUGUGCACCAGCAGCUGCCCGGAGAGCUGCGUCAGCCAAGGGCAGCGGUCCCGCUGCGGCCUUCCCUGCCACGAGGGCUGCCAGUGCGACGAGGGCCACGUGCUGAGCGGCGGCCGCUGCGUGCCGCCCUCCGCCUGCGGCUGCGGCCACGGGGGCUCGUACCACGCGCUCGGCGAGGCCUUCUGGGAGGACGCCACGUGCUCGCGCCGGUGCACGUGCCUCGCUGGCGGCGCCGUCGGCUGCGAGCCGGCGAGCUGCGGCCCGUCGAUGGUGUGCGGCGUGCAAGCGGGAGAGGUGGCGUGCAUGCCCCAGGACGGCCCCCCCGCGUUCUGCCAAGCGGCGGGCGAUCCGCACUACUACACGUUCGACGGCGCCGCCUUCGACUUCAUGGGCACCUGCCGCUACACCCUGGCCAAGACGUGCGCCGGAGGUGGCGGCGCGGUGCCGUUCAACGUCGAGGUGGAGAACGACGACCGUGGCUCGCUCGUCGUUUCGUACACGAACCUGGUGAAGGUGGACGUCUACGGCCAUUCCAUCAUCAUCGGCAGGGCUGACUACCCUCGAGUCAGGGUCGACGGUGUCCUGGUCAACUUGCCCAUAACGAUCAUCCCCGGGAACCUCACGGUCCAGACCGGCAGCUCCACGCUCGUGGAGACGAACUUUGGCCUCCGCGUUCAGUACGACGGGUAUCACGUCGCCACCGUGUGGCUUCCACGGGACUACCGGGGCCUGACAUGCGGCCUCUGCGGCAACUACAACGGCAACGCGACCGAUGAUUUCCUUCUGCCCGACGGGAGCCUGGCUGCGUCGCAGAAUCACUUCGGGCAGGCGUGGACGGUGAGGGGCGACGGAGACUGCCAGGCGACGGAGCCACCUUCUGAGCCCUGCCCCGACGCCGAGCGGCCCCAGUACGCGAGCGGCGCCUUCUGCGGCCUCCUCGUGGAGCCCGAGGGGCCCUUCCGAGAGUGCCAUCGCGUCGUGCGUCCCGAGCCGCACUUCGGGAGCUGCGUGACGGACGUGUGCGCGCUGGGCGGCCGCAUCACGGCGCUGUGCGACGCGCUCUCGGCGUAUGCCGCAGCCUGCCAGGCGGCCGGCGUUGGCGUGAGCGGCUGGCGGAACAGCACCUUUUGUCCCCUAACGUGCCUGGCGCACAGCCACUACAACGCGUGCUCGAGCCCCUGCCAGCCCGACUGCUCCACCCCGCAGGGACCUGCCGCCCCCCAGUGCGGCGGGGGCCUCUGCUCCGAGGGCUGCGUCUGCGACGACGGCCACGUCCUCAGCGGCGGCGCCUGCGUCCCGCGGAGCCGCUGCGGCUGCGUCGACCCCGCCAGUGGGCGCUACUUGCUGCCCGGCGAGUCCUUCUGGGCGGACGACACGUGCCGGAGACGCUGCUCGUGCGCAGCGGGCGGAGAGUUGAGCUGCCAGGCGGCCAAUUGCGGCGCUUACGAGCGGUGCGGCGUCGAGAACGGCGUGGUCGGCUGCCACCCGACUGGCUCGGCCACAUGCCGCUUCUACACGGACCCGCACUACGUGACCUUCGACGGGCGGAGCUUUGACUACCAUGGCACGUGCACGUACGUGGUGGCGCGCGCGUGCGGCGACCACGGGAAGGUUGCACCCCCGUUCGAGGUGCUCGGCAAGAACGACCAAAGGGGCGGCUCCAUCUCGUGGCCCUACUCCGUGUCACUCAGCGUCUACGGUUACACCAUCACCAUCACCAGGGAACACGUCCACCAAAUCCUGGUAAAUGGCACCGUGAUGAGUCUAAACUGGGCGCUCCCGUCCAAACAAAUCUGGGCUGUAGCCCAGGGAGGGCUUGCCGAGAUCGUGACAGACUUCGGUCUGAAGCUCACCUACAACUGGCACAACCAGGCCUCCAUCACCGUUCCCAGCAGCCUCAGCGGCCUCACGUGCGGCCUGUGCGGCAACUACAACGGCGACCCCUCGGACGACUUUGCCCUGCCGGAUGGCACCACCGUGACCUCCGCGAACGAGUUCGCCGGGAGCUGGCGGGCGGAGGCCGUGGCCGAGGACCAGGGCUGCCUGGGAGGGGGGGGCGCCCCCCCGCCCCCACCACUGCCGGUGUGCCUCGCGGCCGACCGAGAUCGCUACGGCAGUGGGGCCUUCUGCGGCGUCAUUGCAGACCCCACAGGGCCCCUGCGAGGCUGCCACGCUGCGGCGAACCCCGGCACGUACUUUGACAGCUGCGUGAGCGACGUGUGCCUCUAUGGGGGCCGGCGCGACAUCCUCUGCCAGGCCCUGGAGGCCUACGUGGUCGUGUGUCAGGCGGCCAAUGGCACCGUCGACGCCUGGAGGAACGACAGCUUUUGCCCAAUGAGCUGCCAGUCCAACAGCCACUACGAGCUGUGCGGCAACACCUGCCAGAGGAGCUGCAGCGACCUGGCGCAGCCGACCAUCUGCUCGCGCGGGCCUUGCGCCGAAGGCUGCCGCUGCAACCCAGGCACCGUCUGGCGCUCCGGCCGCUGCGUGUCCCUGGCCGAGUGCGGCUGCUUCCACGGCGGUCAGAACUACGCGAGCGGCGAGGCCUUCUGGCCCGACGAGCUGUGCCGGGAGCGCUGCGAGUGCCGGCGCGACGGCUCCGUGGCGUGCGAGGCCACGGGCGGGUGCGGCGUUGGCGAGAGCUGCGGCGUGCUCGCCGGCGCGCGGGGUUGCCACCCCGCCGGCAGGGCCUCCUGCAGGGCCUGGAGCGACCCGCAUUACGUCACGUUCGACGGCCUCGCCUUCGACUUCCAGGGCGCGUGCACCUACACGCUGGCGCGCAACUGCUCCCGCGAGCUGCCACAGUUCGAGGUCCGCGCUCGCAACGGGAACCUGGGCUCCUCGGCCGUGUCCGUUCCACGCCAGGUGACGGUCGCCGUCUACGGACAGCAGGUGGACAUCUUCGCCGGCGAUGGCGCCAACGUCCAGCUGAACGGGCUCAACCGGAACCUCCCGGUGAGCCACGACAACGGGAGACUCAGCGUCUACAGGAGCGGCAGCAGUACCGUCGUGAGCACCGACUUCGGGCUGCAGGUCUCCUACAACCACCGCUACCACGUGACCGUAGAGGUGGCCUCCACCUUCCAGAGCAAGCUCUGCGGACUCUGCGGAAACUACAACCUCAACGCCACGGACGAGUUCCUCUCCCCGGAGGGGCGGCCCGUCGCCGACCCCGUGCAGUUCGGCAUCAGCUGGAGGGUGAACGACGGCUCCGUGUGCCACGACGGCAGCGACGCGCUGCCGGUGUGCGACCCCGAGCAGCGGGCGCUGUACGGUAGCGACGGCUACUGCGGGAUCCUGACCUCACCCGACGGGCCCUUCGCCGGCUGCCACGCGACCGUCAGCCCCGACAGCUACUACGACAGCUGCGUGUUCGACCUGUGCGCGAUGGGAGGCGGCGCGGACCUGCUGGCGGGGGCGCUGGAGGCGUACACCGGGGCGUGCCAGUCGGACGGCGGGACCGUGGAGGAGUGGCGCAACGACACGCUCGGACAGCACAGCUGCCCGCUGCACAGCCACUACGAGCUGUGCGGAUCGGCCUGCCCAUCCUCAUGCGCGGAGCUGGCCGGGCCCGUGGGGUGCCACAGGCCUUGCGGCGAGGGCUGCCAGUGCGACAGGGGCUACGUCUGGAGCGGCGCGGAGUGCGUCUCAGUGGCCCAGUGCGGCUGCGACUACAACGGGCGCUAUCUGCAGGCGGGCGAGGCGGUGUGGAGCGACGGCUGCUCGGAGCGGUGCGAGUGCUCGACGGGCGGCCUCGUGCGCUGCUCCCCGGCGUCGUGCCCCGUCGGCCUCUCCUGCUCCGUGCGCGCCGGCGCCCGCGGCUGCUUCCAGGCGGCCGCGGCACGCUGCACGGUCACCAACGACCCCCACUACUUCACGUUCGACGGCGCCGUCGUCCACUACCAGGGCGUCUGCGCCUACGACGUGGCGAGACCGUGUGCCGGCAGCGGCGGCGAGCAGUACCCUUUCUUCCGCGUCGUUAUGGAGAACAAGCGGCGGGGCACGGCUGCGGUGUCCUUUAUCUCGGGGGUGCACCUGAUCGUCGGCAGCGCGCACGUCCUGCUCCGCGGGAGGGAAGUCCUGGUCAACGGAGCGCGGACGUUGCUCCCUGUCGUCGUCGCCGAAGGAGUCGCCCUCUCCGAGGAGGGGAGCGGCUUCGUGGUGGCGCGCACGCCGCACAAUGUGACCGUGCGUUACGACCGGCUGUACACGGCGCACGUGGAAGUGGGCGCAGAGUACGCGGGCCGCCUCUGCGGGAUGUGUGGCAACUACAACGGCGACCCCCGUGACGACCUCCUGACCCCGUUUGGGGAGAUCGCCCUGGACGCCCGGCAGUUCGGCCGCAGCUGGAGGGCACCCGACGUGGAUGCCGGCUGCGAGGACACCAUGGACCAUGUGGAGCCGGGCAGGUGCGACGAGGAGGAGAUGCGGGGACACUGCUUCGUGCUGUCCGAUCCCGAUGGUCCCUUCCGAAGCUGCCACUGGUUCGUGGACCCUGCGCUCUACCUGGAGUCCUGCGUCUACGAUCUGUGCAGCUACGAGGCCACCAAGCUGCAGCUGUGCCGUGCCCUCGAGGCCUACGCACAGGCCUGCGGCCUGGCUGGCGUGCCACUCGGCGACUGGAAAGGCCCCAGCGGAUGCCCCGCCUCUGACCCAUGCAGCGCCAUCUCCUGCGGUGAACGAGAGUGGUGCGGCUCCAACAGUGGGAUUUACGGAUGUUACUGCGAUGAGAAUUCGCAAGGCCCCUCUGUGAACUACACGCUCAGCUGUGAAGCCACCGAGAUGAACAUUGCCCUGUCCAGCUGCCAGCUGUUCCACAAGGGAUUCACAGUGCAGUACCUGCACCUCAACAGCCCCGCCUGCCGAGGCAAUGACACAGGAGGCCAAGUGUACUUCUCCACAAUCCUCAGCACCAGCGACCACUGUGGCAGUCAAGUGACGACGAACGCAACCCACAUAAUCUACACGAAUGCCGUCAGAGGAGUCGUGGAUCCAAGUACUCACCCCGCGAUUACGCAACAGAAGAAGAUCACCAUAGAGUUUGGGUGCGCGUACCCCAUCGAAAAUAACGCCUCGUCCACGCCCGUGCUGCCGACCAUCAACAACACGGAAAUCACGAUUCCGACGCAACCGGGGAAGUUCCUUCUGCAGAUGCGCCUGUACAAGAGCGACGCGUUCACGAGCGUGUACGAGUCGACCGUGAGCCUUGGCACCGACGAGUUCCUCUACGUGGGCAUCACGUUGACCGGCGGCGACCCCGCGCGCUUCAAGCAGCAGAUCCGCGAUUGCUGGGCCACCCCGACCGCCGACCCCAACCACCCAGUGCAGUUCAUCUUCGUCACUAACAGCUGCCCGGCCACGCAGGAUGCCUCCGUGAAGAUAAUUGAGAACGGGGUGUCGCAGUUUUCCAAGUUCUCCAUGAAGGUCUUCAAGUUCGUCGGCAACUACAACCAUGUCCACCUUCACUGCAGGGUGGCCGUCUGUGAUUCUCAGUCCACAGUGUGCACCAAGAGGUGCUCGCUGAGAAAUGCAGUUCCCGAUUCAGAAAAGGACACAAAGAUCAUGACUCUUGGUCCGCUUGAACGAAAAGAGGAAAAGCCGAGCACAUCGGAAGGUCAAAACUCGGCGGCUUCCAAGCCAGCCUACCAGACUGCAGCCCUGCUGCUCCCUCUCGCUUUCACGGCUUCUGUUCUCAUGUAACCGCCGAGAGCCACCGUUGUACGACGACGCAGGGACGCUGGCGGAAUAUCCUUCCAUCGCAAUCUCAAAGGCGCGCGACCGUAGGAGAGAUGCAUUGAACCCAACGCAAGCUCUUAAUUUUUUACAUACCUGGCAGUAGAUGCGAAGUCGGAGCCUAGUGAAGCAAGCACAGCCUUCGUUAGAUAAGGCAAUGCGAUAAAGAGUUAAAAACGAUGUCUUGUUGUGUCAAGAAGGAUGGAACCGAUAGUUUGGUAGAGAAGCAGGAAUUAACGCCCGUGCCAAGACGCUCGAUUUAUUAGGCUCUGAACUGCCCAGUGAUAUAACUGUCAGGGGUUAUAAACAACCAAUAUCAGUGCCAGUAGAGUCCCACAGAAAUUAUCUUGCCUAUUUAUUGCAAACGAUUUUCGUGUUUGCCCAUAUUAACUCGGGUUCUAUACAUGCAUAACUGCAGAGCCAGGCUGAAGAGAUGUUAUUAUUGUCCAUCAUGAACACAAACUGUAGUGCCUUCUGCUGUGCAUCAUGAUAGUAGUAGCGUUUCCAGUACAUACAUCUGUCACUUAUUCUGACAGGUGGAAAAUGUGAAGUAGGUUUGUUGAUUUUGUUUUUCAAAAGUCAUUCUCUGCGAAUCAUUAUUUUAUGUUACAUUGUUAAUUCCAGAAUAUACGUUGCAAUCUAUCUUCGGUUUUAGUAGUUGCUUUUAUAUAUCUCGUUAAUGAUCGCCUUGGUUUUUUUUAUGUGUUUCACAUUAUAAGAGGGAGUUUCGAAUGUUUUUUAUACAAUCAGGGAGAAAUGUCUUUAAUUAUGCAACCAUAUAAUUCCAAAUGAUGUGUGCUUUGUAAAAGUAAUCAAAUUUGCAUUGUUUUACUCGAAGUAUCACAAUAAAGAAUGUUUAUAAUUGA
Molecule: messenger RNA, 9813 nt
Organism: Lethenteron reissneri (Far Eastern brook lamprey)
Lineage: Eukaryota; Metazoa; Chordata; Hyperoartia; Petromyzontiformes; Petromyzontidae
Product: alpha-tectorin-like
Biological process (GO): cell-matrix adhesion
Cellular component (GO): extracellular matrix
Molecular function (GO): protein binding; extracellular matrix structural constituent
Source: RefSeq, a predicted model, not a curated record